Molecule: messenger RNA, 2546 nt
Organism: Sabethes cyaneus
Lineage: Eukaryota; Metazoa; Arthropoda; Insecta; Diptera; Culicidae
Product: putative protein TPRXL
Exons: 1
Coding region: 1-1038 (345 amino acids)
Source: RefSeq, a predicted model, not a curated record
AUGUUGACAUCCGUGCAGUCCGUGAUGUCAACGUCGCCGUCACCACCAGCAAUCAUCACUACUAAAAAUACUACUACAACCACGUCACCAUCAUCAUCAUCAUCAUCAUCUUCUUCAUCAUCAUCUUUAUCAUCAACUACAUGUUUAUUAUCAUCAUUGACAACAACCACCAAAACGAACACAGCCAACACCACUGGACUGUAUCAAUUGACAUCAUCGGUUGCAUCGCUGCCGACCGGUUCGACAGAAGAAACAGCCGCAUCAAUCGCAGCACUCACAACCCAUUCGACGCAGCAGCAGCAGCAGCCGCAUCAGCAUACAUUAUCAAGGAAACUGGAUCAAGCACUUAACUCCGAAAAUUCCUCAAAAUCCAUCAGUUCUUCGUUGUUGUCGUCCUCCCCUACCUCCUUUGCAUCCUCAUCUUCGUCUCUGCUAAUCAAUCAUCUCACUAGUCCCCAUGCGGGACCGCAUGUUCGCUCUUGUAGCACUGAUGGAAUGAUGAAGCAACAGUUUGUACGUUAUGAUUCUAAUAAAAUGCCAACUGCAGUAGCAGCACAACCUUUGUGUAAAAGUGGCAUCAGCUCUGGUAGCAAGAAGCAACUCAACUCAUGCGUUACCCCAGCCUCAAUGGUCAAUGUAAGCGAUAUUGCAGCCGGGCUAGCUAGUGCAGUUGCCGCAGCCGUGGCAGACGCAGUAACCGUGGCAACAAUUGGACGCAAUUUGAAUUUAAACUUGAACAGCUACUCCCAACUGCGACAGCAAUUGGAAAUGCACAAUGACAAUGUUGCGGCUAGCCGCCAAAAUGGGAACAAUUGCACAUCAUCCCCGGAAACACUACCAGCAACGGACAGCCAAUUGAAGCAAUUUUUGAGUGGCACAGCCACGAAUACCAACAGUAGCGCAGGCAACAAUCAUCAGCACCAUCAUUCCCAGCAGUGUCAACAGCGUCGAGGUGCAGCGGUUUCUGCGAUAGACGGAAUCGAUAGCAGCACUCGAAAAUGUCUGCCAGCAUCGUCAUCCGAAAUUUGUCUUCGUUAAGAACCAGGAUAUGAUGAUAAAUGUGGCAUCCCAAAUCACCAACCGGAGGCAAAAUAAUGCAAUCGAAAUCCUGUGUUCCCCCACAUCAAAAUGGCAAAACGGAAAGAAAAAGCAGUUCUUUGCUUAGAAAAUCUAGUUUCAAGAUAGUCUCUCGUUAGUAGCAUUCUCUUAAUGGUAGUGCAUAUGUAUCGAUAAUAAAAACAAAACACGUGAGUAACAGAAGCAAAAAAGGUAACAAUUAAAGAGGAUUGGAGAAGUAACAGCAAUCAUUUUUGGAUGAGAGGCUUUAGCUGUUGGAAUUUGGUUAAUUUGGUUUUUGUUCAAAUUUCCCAAGAGGAAAUACGUUUUGCCAGUUCCGUUGGCAAAGCAAGCACACAAGCAAACAAAAUAUUUGACUAUAAAGUAGCAUGUUUUCUCCCGAGUUUUCUUCUCAAAUCGAAACACUUUUCGCCUUUGGGUACAAGCGCGCACGCAUGUACAGUUUUCCAAACACCCACCGCCAACAAGCAGAACAAUGGCAGAUAUCAAUGCAGCGCACUUUGCUCAAUCGAGGGAAGUGAAAUCAUUUUAAUUCAAAUAAAUUAAAUUAAUUUAUACAAUGUGAUAUUUUUUGUCUAUAUAUGUUAGCUAAUGUAAUAUAAAUGAUAAUGCAAAAAACAAACGACAAGAAACCAAUUGUGAGAGGAGAAAACCGCAACCUAUGAGGACAUCCGCGGAGAAAGCAUCAAAAUGAGUCCAUCUCUUUUCUUUUUUUAUCGAUUUAGACAAAAAGUAUCUAUCUAUUAUCCUACUGAGCAGUAAAAUAAACUAUCUGAAAAACAAAAAAUAACAAUUCAGACAUUACAGCAAAAUUGCGCAAAAUUACUCAAGUUGACAUAUAUUCUGGCGAGUUAUUACUUUAUUCAUUCUCUGUUUCUGUAUACACUCCUACUACCAUUCAUGUAAAAAGCUUAGUUUUAACCAGUAAACUUUGUUUAGUUGCAAGCUAAAUUAAAAAGAGCACCUCUAAAGUUAUGAGAGUUGGGUUCGUUCUUGUCAAGUUCUUUAUUUUACGAUCGACUACACUUAGGUAUUUUUAGUUAUCCCCAUCCAAGAUAGGUGUUCAAUUGCAAGUAAAUCAACGUGGAAAAAACAUACAUACAACAAACCUUGGCUAUAUCGUUGAAUGUAGUUAUUCGUUUUAGUCGCUACUUUUUAAUAAAAAAAACAUGGUAGGUAAAAAACACAAACAGCAAACAAAUCCGCAAAAAUUGAGUUUUUGCAUUAAUAAAAUAUCUAAGCCGAGAGAAGACAGAUGAAUUACUGAAUUUAUUCAAUGUCGAAAAUGAAGUAAUAUGGUAGACCCCAACCUGGAAGUUAAGCAACUGCAGAUGAAAAAAUUGACAUCAACAAACAAAAACUAAGAAUUGAUAUAAAGGCUAAAACGAUAAACAAAUAAAUUUAGUAGCUUCAUAUGUGAUUACAACUCUAUGAAUAACUAUUUCAAAAUACCGUAACAAUAAAAGAGA